Molecule: messenger RNA, 1330 nt
Organism: Lineus longissimus
Lineage: Eukaryota; Metazoa; Nemertea; Pilidiophora; Heteronemertea; Lineidae
Product: cysteine-rich secretory protein LCCL domain-containing 1-like
Exons: 10
Coding region: 110-1330 (406 amino acids)
Cellular component (GO): extracellular region
Source: RefSeq, a predicted model, not a curated record
GCUUGGCCGGACACGGGAGCACACUCGUUAUUUUGACCGAUUAAGGCUGCUUUCGAAUCAGUGGUGAUCUGUCAACACAUUUGAAGUCACAUUCAACUCACGACCAGGGAUGUACUACAUUCUCUGCCUCGUCAUUUUGGCUUCUGCCACCUCGGGGCAGUGCCAGCCUAAACGUGAUGGUAGGAAUGGCUACCUUUCUAAAUUCGGCCUGACGGAAGCUGAGGCCAGGAACCUUGUCGAUCUCCACAAUGAGUGGAGGAGGAAAGUGAAUGCUACAAGCAUGAAUAAGCUGGAAUGGGACGACGACUUAGCAACAGACGCGAUGACCUGGGCGAAGAUGUGCAGCUGGAGGCAUGGCCAGCCCUCCAAACCUGCCUUCACAUUAGGAAGAGUGGGGCAGAAUCUUGGCUAUACAACCAAGUACAACGUAGACAAACGACAUUCCUUCGAUAUCUGGGUCGAUGAGCUCAACUAUUACAAUUUCACAGCAAACCUUUGUUAUUUCCCACCCUGCGGGCACUACAAACAGGUAAUGUGGGACAGCUCCAAGAAAAUUGGAUGUGCUUUCCACGUGUGCGCACAGAUGUACACUAAAGACGGAGAGCCUCUGGAUGAAAGGGCGAGCUACCUCGCGUGUAACUACCACCCAUGGGGUAACAUUCCGGGCGAAAGGCCAUAUACACCGGGUGAGCCAUGCAAGACCUGUAACUACUGCCAGGAGAAGCUAUGUACUUCUCGUGAGGUCUUCACGAGUGAUCUCCAGACGGCUGUUUGUAAAAAGAAGUGCCAUCACUGUGGGACGUUGACGUCGGAUUGUAAAUGCGAAUGUGUCGAUGGAACCCAUGGUGACGAAUGCGAGUAUCUGUGCAGAGACAGGAAAGUUGAAUGUGCCUGGUUUUCCAGGAGUAAAUGUGCAGAUGGAACAAGCAAUGGAAAGGUUGUCGACGAUUUCUGUGACGUCUUGUGCGAAAAAUGCAAACGUAACACCAACACUUCAUGGACUUGUGGGAACGAAACUUACCAAAACACGUUUGUAAAAUACGCUAGUUCUCCUCAGUACGGCUACAGGACACAAGAUGGCAAACAGUGCGCCUUCCCCUUCCGCUACAACGGAGAAUACCACAACAAGUGCUUGCCUUACAAGAACAGCACCUGGUGCUCGCGAUCCACCAACUAUGACAUCUAUAAGACACAAGGAACCAACUGUACCAUUGUCAGGACGACAGACGGGAAUGCUGAUGGUGCAAACUGUGUCUUUCCAUUUAAGUACAAAGGCGAGUAUCUUGUUUACUAUCUGGCUAAUUUUAUUGUACAGCAAAUUGAACAUUAA